Messenger RNA from Strongylocentrotus purpuratus (purple sea urchin), 3690 nucleotides. RefSeq names its product cilia- and flagella-associated protein 91 (gene cfap91). Lineage: Eukaryota; Metazoa; Echinodermata; Echinoidea; Camarodonta; Strongylocentrotidae. The record is from RefSeq and is a predicted model, not a curated record. Bases 146 to 3391 code for a protein of 1081 amino acids. The transcript is spliced from 18 exons.
CAUUCGGUAAUCAAGAUCUGACGUAUGAACCGAACCACCAUCGCAUCAACGUGAUCGGAAAUACUUUGAUUUAACUCAAACAUUCUAGUUAUAUGUAUUAAGUAAGACAAUUUAAGCAUAAAGUUUGACAGAAUAAAUCUAGAAGAUGUCUGCAGCUCAAGCAGUUCGCCGACCGCGGAUCCAGCAAGCGAGAACACACGAUUAUUUGUACGACCCCAUUUAUACAUUAUCAAGUGAAAGAGACCAUGGCAGAGCUACAUUCAGAGCUAAUACUACCGUGGAGAGAGUGGGUCGAGUUCCCCAGUUCAACACCAUGUUCAGUUCCCUUCGCCACUUCCCAAGGUUCAACGUCCGCCUGGAUCCCACCGACCCCGUACCUCGCUUUGUGUCCAGGCAGUGGAGGGGCUACGCAGACCAGGGGAGGGAGGCUCUUGUCAGAUAUAAGACAUUCAACUAUGCCCCUGACCUGAAGGUGCCCACCGUUCACCAUCCCGAAGCCCAGGUCGGAGGUCAGAAUCGCUACAAGUACUUCAGACGUCCCAUCAUACCAUUCCUACAACAAGUCCCUCCAGAAUUUGUCAUGGACAACUCAUUGGCACAUAUGGGAGGUCAGUCUGAUCAGGUAAUGCAGGAGAGAGCCCCGACCCCUCUCCACAGGACCGUGGAGAUCCAGACAGACUACAGGGAGAGUGAGACCCAGACAGACCCCUACACGCCGGAGUAUGUCGUUAGACCAGGAUCUCAACCAGAGCUCCUCACAUUGGCAACACUCUCAUUCGGUCAUGGUUUACCAGCGGGCCUUGCUGAGGUGGAGAUGAUCGAGAGAGCUAGGGCUAAGAGAGAAUGGGAGGCGACUCUUCCACCCCUGAGUGACGUGACUCAGCUGGAGAAGAGAAAGAGGAUGAUGGACGAGAUGGAGAGGAAGGAAUGGACUCUCAGAGAGGAAGAGAUUGAGAAAUUGCAGGAGGCCAGACUGCAGCUCCUGCAGAAGAUCCUGAAGGAGCGUGAGGAGAACCACGCCAAGCUGAGCGCUAAGAGACUGGACAAGCUCUGGGCCAAGAAGCAGCAGGAGAGGGAGAGGAAGGUCGCUUGGAUCCGCAAGGAACAUGUCAAAUCUAUACGCAAGCUGACCGUGAAGAGGCGGAACGUCGAAGGCAAGCUGGAGAGACGUGACAUCACCAAGGACUAUUCUGCGUUCGCUUCAGAGGCCUACGCCCCUAGGACCAGACAUGGUGUCUUCCUGGACAAGGGCUCUGAACAGUACACGGUCAAGAGCAAGUACAUCACUACAUACCAAGGUCUGCUAGAGCUUGAGAACUCGCUCCCAGACUUUGUGACCCAACCCAGAGUGAUCGCUCCAAAACCCAAAUCCUCUGGCAAGGCUGGCUUCAUCAAGCGAGAGCAACGGAGACAGAAUGAACUCAAUGAGAUAUACAAAGGGAUCAAGGACCAAAAGAAUAAAGGGGUGGAGCCUCCUAAACCGCUCAAGUUCCUGCAGAAGAUUGAGAAACCGAUACCAAGACCACCUACACCUUCCGUGGAAGUACCUGAUUUGGUGGAGGAGGAGAGAGAGCUUGCAAUCGUCUUCCUUCAACAAGUCAUCCGAGGCAGAGCUAUACAAAACAUGAUGUUUGAAGGUAAAGAAAAGAGACAGGAGUUGAUCAAUGAACUGAGAAGCACCCAUGCCUUACAGGAAGCAGAACAACAGAUCAAGAAACAAGACAGACAAGCUACACUUAACAUACAGAGACAGAGACAAGUACAUGACCAUAGGGAAUCGUUCAUUGAUGAGGCCAUGUCCAAGCAGGAGGGGGCCGCCCUGGGUGACAUGCUGGACUUCCUGAGCAAGGAGCUGGUACGCCUCCAGGAGGAGCGCAGGAUACAUGCCUUCGCCAUGCUCGCUGAGAGACGACGCAGGGUCAGGGAGGCAGAGGAGUCUGGCAGGAGACAGGUGGAGGAGAGGAGGAGGCGAGAGGAGGAUGAGAUCUUCAAACAGCUGGUCAAGGUCCAUCAGAACACUGUGGAUACGUACCUCGAGGAUAUCAUCCUGACCUCCAUGGACAGGACAGCAGAUGACCAGGCCAGACAGGAGGUCCAGGAGAGGGCCCAGCAGGUCAAUGAGGUGGCAUACUUAUCUGAACAGAGAGGUGAGCAGAAGGAGACCGUAGCUGAACUGGUCCAGAUGUUCCUUCUUCCUGAGGUCCAGAAGAUCACCAAUAGAGAAAAAGUGAAGCAAGAGCAGCGCAAGCACCUCAUUGCCGCACAUAGCACCAUCCACAAAGAAUCAGAGGGUGUCAUCGGCUUACACUCUAAGCCUCUGAGAGCACAAAGCACCGAUGAGAAGCCUCCAUCUAGACCAACAUCUGCAUCCAAGUCUGAAAGAAAGACUCCAUCUCCGACGGGUCAAAAGGUCACUUCUCGUCCACCCAGCGGUGCAGCUAAAGGUCAAGGGUCAUCCAAGGGGUCAUCGAGACCUAGCAGCGCCAGGAAGGGGUCGGCAGAAGGAUCACAGAGAGGAAGUAGGGCAGGUUCACCAAAGGUAAAGAAAUCCCCAUCAUCAUCACCAGCUCCGCCAUCAUCACCUCAGCAAGACAGCAAACCAGCCAUGGAGAGUCAGGAACCACCACAAGACACACAAGCACCGGCGACCAGCUCACCAGCACCACCAGCAGAUACCCAGGCACCACCAGCAGAUGCCAAGGCACCACCAGCAGAUACCCAGGCACCACCAGCAGAUACCCAGGCACCACCAGCAGAUACCCAGGCACCACCAGCAGAUACCCAGCCACCACCAGCAGAUACCAAGGCACCACAAUCAGAUACCCAGGCACCACAAUCAGAUACCCAGGCACCAAUGGACAUAUCUGAUCAGCCACAGGCACCGACUAGUAGUGAAGAGGCACCACCAGUAGACACACAAGCACCAAUGGAGGGUGUGUCUGAUCAAUCAGAGGCACCAACUAGUAGUGAGGCAGCACCGGCAGAGGGCAUGUCUGACCAGCCACAGGCACCAACUGCAAGUGAAGAGACACCGGCUGUAGCAGCACAGCAGGGAGAAGCACCAUCAGAGGCACAAGCAGAUAGCACGGAAGGUGGCACCACGGGUACCAUUGAACCACCGGAAGUGGUAACGGCAGGGCAGAAACAAGAACCACCCAUCACCGAAGAUCAGGCUAGUGUACCAACUGAGACCCCAGCUGCACCAGAGGAGGGCACCGCCCAACCAACAGAAGCACCUUCUCAGGGCGAAGGCACCUCAGAGCCAGCAGCAGUACCAAUGGAGGAAGCCACCAAACCACCACCAGAAGAUCAGCAAGGAACCGCAGAAGUAGAAGAAGUUCAGGCUGAGGUCAGGCAAAAGACAGAUUCUGCUACACAAGGAGAGCGCUAAAGCUAUCCAUACUUCCCUCUUAUAUGAUUUUCAAACAAUUUAGUUAUAACUGUUCAUACCUUUAAGACCUAGAAUUCUUUGUUGAUUUACAUUAUCUUUAUCUAAGUGAAAAGAAGAAGAAAACAUCAAAUCCAUGGUUUGAUUUUGUGCCUGAUGUAGUCUUGCAUCUUUUGUUAAUCAUUGGAACUAGAGUCAGAUAAAAUUGAACCAGCAACAUUCCAGCAUUUGAAUCUAGGAACGAAAUAAAAAAUACAAAAUGUUACAUUUGAAAUUUAUUUGAUGCAAUUUUUGUACCAGAU